UGCAUGUCUCCGGAAGCGAGCAAGAGGCAAAAGCACGCUACUCCUCCGCCUGAUAUCUCCUUCGCAAGCGGCCCCAUCGCGGCCGACUCCGUCUCUGUCUGCUCCUCUCCACCUCUCUCUUUCUUCUCUCCCAGGGCCUUCAUCGUCGGCGAGGACUUUUCCACCACGCGCAAAGGACUGCUGCUUCUUCACCUCCUCCCACCUGCAAAAUCCGUCCCCGGCGUCGCCCGAUCCGCGGUACGUGCGUUUGGUUGUCGGGCGAGUUCGCAGAAAGAGGGUAUUGAGACCCAAUAAAGAGAGGACAAAAACAAAAAAAAACCGAAGUCUGGAAGUGCGUUUCUCUCCGAGGAAUCGUCGUUCGUUCUUGUUGACGGAGUAAACGAUGGCGUGCCUGUGAUUGGUUAAGUAAAAAGUGCGAAGGAAGCAUCCUGCAUAGAGUUAUUCUUCUUGGAGUAGUUGCCCAUCAGCGUGGAUUUUCAUUUUAGUCCAUCUGGCUGUGAUCAAUCGAAUCUGAGUAAGUUUGGAGAACUUUUUCGCACAUCAGAUACACCAUGCUCAAGGUCCCGGAUCAUCAAGUCGCCGGCCACCGGGGAGACGGGGGAAAGCUGGGGCCACUGGUGGAUGAUUCGGGCCGCUUCUAUAAGCCUCUCCAGAGCGAUCAUCGCGGAGACACGGAAUUGGCCUUUUACGAGUCAUUCUAUUCCAAUACCGAGAUCCCAGGUCACAUUCGCAAAUUCUUUCCUGCGUUUCACGGAACUAAGACUAUUGAGGCGUCUGAUGGAUCGGGUCCUCAACCUCACCUGGUUCUGGAGGAUCUCGUCGCGGGUCGCACGAACCCAUCUGUCAUGGACAUCAAGACUGGAUCCAGAACAUGGUAUCCGGAGGCCUCUGAGGAGUACAUCCAAAAGUGCUUAGAGAAAGAUCGAAAUAGCACAAGCGUUUCGUUGGGUUUUAGGAUUUCUGGGCUAAGGGUAUAUCAAAAUAGCGAAGCUGGAUUUUGGCAACCUGAGAAGAAGGUUGUUUAUAGCUUUAAUGCGGACGGUGUCAGGUCGGCUCUGAGGAAGUUUGUUUCUUCCAACUUGUCUCUGGGUCCAAAUGUGGAUCCGGAUGGUUUGUAUGCAUCAAAAGUUUACUGUCACCGGGGUGGAAUUUUGGCACAAUUGCUUCAGCUGAAGGAAUGGUUCGAGGUUCAGACGAAUUAUCACUUCUAUUCUUGUUCACUCAUUAUCUUAUAUGACAGGGAGUCUGCUUUGGACGGCCGUGCACACCCGAAAGUUAAACUGGUGGACUUUGCACAUGUGAUGGAUGGCCACGGCGUGAUCGAUCACAACUUCUUGGGUGGCCUCUGUUCUGUAAUCAAGUUUAUACGUGACAUUGUUGAUGAAGACAACGAGUGUGCAAAGUGCGAAGUCAAUCUUGGAUUGAAAGAAAAUGGCUUCUAUAAGAGCAGCACGGAACCAGAGCUUGAUCACGAGGCCUGCUAGUGGGAACUGGAGAAUAACUGCAUUCAUGCAUUCCUGCUCUGACAAGUGGUUCAGAAUGGGUAUAAUAACAGUCUAUUUUAGUCGUGGCUUUUUCAUUUCUCUAUGGCCAUUCUUGUUUACUGUACUUGUUUGGCCCAAUCUGCUGGUAAUUCAUCUCUCCUUUGAACCGCACUUAUAAUUUGUAUGAGACUGUUCGUUUGCCAACGUGCUUAUUGUUUCGGCUAACUAGAAUGCUUAAUAUUCGUGUCUA
Messenger RNA from Eucalyptus grandis, 1734 nucleotides. Its product is annotated as inositol polyphosphate multikinase beta. Gene Ontology annotation, biological process: inositol phosphate biosynthetic process. Gene Ontology annotation, molecular function: inositol-1,4,5-trisphosphate 3-kinase activity; inositol tetrakisphosphate kinase activity. Gene Ontology annotation, cellular component: cytoplasm; nucleus. The transcript has 2 exons. The record is from RefSeq and is a predicted model, not a curated record. Bases 552 to 1484 code for a protein of 310 amino acids. Lineage: Eukaryota; Viridiplantae; Streptophyta; Magnoliopsida; Myrtales; Myrtaceae.